Molecule: messenger RNA, 936 nt
Organism: Austrofundulus limnaeus
Lineage: Eukaryota; Metazoa; Chordata; Actinopteri; Cyprinodontiformes; Rivulidae
Gene: rpl5a
Product: ribosomal protein L5a
Biological process (GO): translation; ribosomal large subunit assembly
Cellular component (GO): ribosome; cytosolic large ribosomal subunit
Molecular function (GO): 5S rRNA binding; structural constituent of ribosome
Source: RefSeq, a predicted model, not a curated record
GGUUUUGUUAAGGUGGUAAAAAACAAGGCUUACUUCAAGAGAUAUGAAGUCAAAUUCAGGAGAAGAAGAGAGGGGAAAACGGAUUUCUUUGCUCGCAAACGCCUUGUUGUUCAGGACAAAAACAAGUACAACACCCCCAAGUACCGACUGAUUGUCCGCCUGUCCAACAGAGACAUCUGCUGCCAGGUGGCCUAUUCAAAGAUUGAAGGAGACCACAUUGUGUGUGCUGCUUACUCCCAUGAGCUGCCUCAGUUCGGGAUAGCUGUCGGCCUGACGAACUACGCUGCAGCUUACUGCACCGGGCUGCUGCUGGCUCGCAGGCUGCUGCACAAGUUCGGCAUGGAGCAGGUGUACGAGGGUCAGGUGGAGGUGACUGGAGACGAGUUCAAUGUGGAGAGCGUGGACGGGCAGCCCGGUGCCUUCACCUGUUACCUGGAUGCAGGUUUGACCAGAACCACAACGGGGAACAAAGUGUUUGGAGCUCUGAAGGGGGCCGUGGAYGGAGGRCUGUCCAUCCCUCACAGUCUGAAACGGUUCCCUGGUUACGACGCAGAGAGCAAAGAGUUCAACGCCGAGGUGCACAGGAAGCACAUCAUGGGCAUGAACGUGGCGGACUACAUGUCCUACCUGAUGGAGGAGGACGAGGAGGCCUACAAGAAGCAGUUCUCUCGUUUCAUCAAGAACGGAGUGACGCCGGACACAGUAGAAGAAAUGUACAAAAAAGCGCACGCCGCCAUCAGAGCGAACCCCGUACACGUAAAGAAACCCAAGAAAGACGUCACAAAGAAAAGGUGGAACCGAGCCAAGUUAUCUCUGGCRCAGAGGAAGAACCGGGUCGCCCAGAAAAAGGCCAGCUUCUUACGAGCGCAAGAACAAGAAGCAGGGGACGGUUAGGGGCUGAAAUACCACGCUUCAAAUAAAUCUGUCCAACUCAAA